GAAAUGCCGUCUGCAAAGAAUAGUGCCGGGAAAAGAAUAUUUGCUGAAAUAUGUUCGAUGGCAAUAGAAAAUGGAGCUGUGAAUCUUGGACAAGGAUAUCCAGACUUCGGACCACCUGAACAUGUGCUUGAAGCAUUAAGCAAUGUCGCUCGUAGUGAUAAUCCACUGCUACAUCAAUACUGUCGAGUAUUUGGACACAUUCCUCUGGUAGAAGCACUCGGAACACUGUAUUCUCGAGUUUAUGACCGGAAAGUGAAUCCUUUAACGGAAAUAUUGGUUCCAAUUGGUGGGUACGGCGGUCUGGUGUGUGCUAUCGAGAGUGUAGUGAAGCCUGGUGAUGAGGUCCUUAUUUUCGAACCAUUUUUUGACUGCUAUAAGGAAAUGGUCGAGACUGUUGGUGGAAUCCCAAUUUUUAUUCCCUUGCAUCCUCCAGAGCCCCCAGAUCCACUGAGACAGCUGGACAGUGAUAACUGGACAUUUUCCGAAGAAUAUAUCUUAUCCCAUAUCCGUCCCAAUACCAAAGCUGUGUUAUUGAACUCUCCGAGCAAUCCUUUGGGAAAAUUGUUCUCCAAGUCGGAAUUAGAGAUCAUCCGCGACGUCUGCAUCGAAUUCGAUCUCACCUGCAUCUCAGACGAGGUUUACGAAUGGAUUGUUUUUGACGAGAGGAAACAUAUGAAAAUAGCAGCCAUGGAAGGUAUGUGGGAGCGGACUUUGACAAUCGGAAGCGCUGGGAAGGCAUUCAGUGCCACGGGUUGGAAGCUAGGAUGGAUCAUUGGACCCGAGGAUCUAAUGGAAAGAUGCCAAAAAGUUUUCCAAAGAUGCUAUUACCGUUGUCCAACACCCAUCCAGGAGGCAGUGGCAAGAUCUUUAGAAAUAGAAAUCCGAAAUUUGGAUACCUCGGAUUCGUAUUUCGUUACUUUAUCAAAAGAUUUACAAAGGAAACGAGACUGGGUGGUGAAAACGUUACUAGAAAUUGGAAUGAAACCAGUUAUUCCACGGGCAGGUUACUUCCUUUUAGUCGAGAUCUCCACAUUUUUGAAAAAUCGGCGCCCUUGUCACAUAACUGACCACGAGGCAGAAGAUCUCCAGUUUACCAAGUGGGCCAUCAAAGAAAAGAAAUUUGGUGCUAUUCCGGCUUCAUUGUUUUUCGAUUCAGAAAGGCAGAAUAUAGGACAAAAAUACAUUAGACUCUGUUUUGCUAAGAAAGAUUCUACAUUAGAGGCAGCUAUAGAUAUUCUGAUGAAUUUGGGAAACCAUAGCACCAAGCAUCACCCCAACUAAGUACCAGUGCCUACUGUUGAAAAGUAACACAUUACUUCUUUCAACCAGCUUUACCCCUAUAUUCUCGCCCUGUACCUUCUACAGAAAAGUGUCGGUAAUUCAUUACCUGUUCAACAAGCUCGACGAAUCUGGCCCUUCACGUUCCUCGGACGUGAUACAAGAGUGAAACGAUUAGAUGCUGAUAUCCCAUCCAUAUAUACGUCCGCGAAACGGAAGGGGCCAGAUUUCUCGCGUUACUUUUCAAGCAGCCCCUUCUCAAUCCACCCAUUUCUCGUAUAUAAUGGUGCUUUAAAUUAUACCUCACUAUAGACAUAAAGCUAGUCAUUUAUUUACAUGUAAUGCAAUAUAGGUCAUGUAUCUGCCGUCUGAUAAAGAGUUUUCGUGG
Messenger RNA from Lottia gigantea (owl limpet), 1666 nucleotides. RefSeq lists its product as hypothetical. Gene Ontology annotation, cellular component: cytoplasm; mitochondrion. The coding region runs from base 4 to 1281 and encodes 425 amino acids. Gene Ontology annotation, biological process: biosynthetic process. NCBI's taxonomy places the organism in Eukaryota, Metazoa, Mollusca, Gastropoda, Lottiidae. The record is from RefSeq and is a predicted model, not a curated record. Gene Ontology annotation, molecular function: L-kynurenine:2-oxoglutarate transaminase activity; pyridoxal phosphate binding. The transcript has a single exon.